Pelobates cultripes (western spadefoot toad) is the source of this 2735-nucleotide messenger RNA. The record is from the annotation of a GenBank genome assembly. NCBI's taxonomy places the organism in Eukaryota, Metazoa, Chordata, Amphibia, Anura, Pelobatidae.
GGUAUAUAAAGCAGGGAGGCAGCCAGGGUAGCACACAUCAAGAAAACCUGCUUCACAGACACAAAACAGCACAAAGAAAAGACAAAGUAUCCUUCUACCUACUGACUGUAUAGCACAGUAUUCUUCCUCAGCUCCGACUGACUGACUGUGUAGCACACUAUCCUUCUUUACCUCCUACUGACUGCACAGCACAUUAUCCUUCCUCAAUUUAUACUUACUGCAUAGCUCACUAUCCUUCUUCACCUUCUACUGACUGCACAGCUCAUUAUCCAUCCUCAAUUUAUACUUACUGCAUAGCUCACUAUCCUUCUUCACCUUCUACUGACUGCACAGCACAUUAUCCUUCCUCAAUUUAUACUUACUGCAUAGCUAACUUUCCUUCUUCACCUUCUACUGACUGCACAGCACAUUAUCCAUCCUCAAUUUAUACUUACUGCAUAGCUCACUAUCCUUCUUCACCUUCUACUGACUGCACAGCUCAUUAUCCUUCCUUUUUUCUGGUCCUACUUACAGUACGGCACAUUAUCCUUUCUCAACUCCUACUGACUGUAUAGCACACUAUCCUUUCUCAGCUCCUACUGACUGUAUAGCACACCCUCCUUUCUCAGCUCCUACUGACUGUAUCGCACACUAUCCUUUCUCAGCUCCCACUGUCUGUAUAGCACAGUAUUCUUCCUCAGCUCUUACUGACUGUAUAGCACACUAUCCUUUUUCAGCUCCUACUGUCUGUAUAGCAAAAUAUCCUUUCUCAGCUCUUACUGACUGUAUAGCACAGUAUUCUUCCUCAGCUCCUACUGACUGUAUAGCACACUAUCCUUUCUCGGCUCCCACUGUCUGUAUAGCACAGUAUUCUUCCUCAGAUCUUACUGACUGUGUAGCACACCCUCCUUUUCUCAGCUACUACUGACUGUAUAGCACACUAUCCUUUCUCAGCUCCUACUGACUGUAUAGCACACUAUCCUUUCUCAGCUCCUUCUGACUGUAAAUCACACUAUCUUUUAUCAGCUUCUACUGACUGUAUAGCACACUAUCCUUUCUCAGCUUCUACUGACUGUAUAGCACACCCUUAUUUCUCAGCUACUACUGACUGUAUAGCAAACUAUGCUUCCUAAGCUCCUAAUGACUGUAUAGCACACUAUCCUUUCUCAGCUCCUACUGUCUGUAUAGCAAACUAUCCUUUUUCAGCUCCUACUGUCUGGAUAGCAAAAUAUCCUUUCUCAGCUCUUACUGACUGUAUAGCACAGUAUUCUUCCUCAGCUCCUACUGACUGUAUAGCACAGUAUUCUUCCUCAGCUCCUACUGACUGUAUAGCACACUAUCCUUUCUCGGCUCCCACUGUCUGUAUAGCACAGUAUUCUUCCUCAGAUCUUACUGACUGUGUAGCACACCCUCCUUUUCUCAGCUACUACUGACUGUAUAGCACACUAUCCUUUCUCAGCUCCUACUGACUGUAUAGCACACUAUACUUUCUCAGCUCCUUCUGACUGUAAAUCACACUAUCUUUUAUCAGCUCCUACUGACUGUAUAGCACACUAUCCUUUCUCAGCUUCUACUGACUGUAUAGCACACCCUUAUUUCUCAGCUACUACUGACUGUAUAGCAAACUAUGCUUCCUAAGCUCCUAAUGACUGUAUAGCACACUAUCCUUUCUUUCAGCUCCUACUGAGUGUAUAGCACACUAUCCUUUCUCAGCUCCUACUGACUGUAUAGCACACUGUCCUUUCUCAGCUCAUACUUACUGUAUAGCACACUAUCCUGUCUCAGCUCCUAUUGACUGUAUAGCACACUAUGCUUGCACAGCUUCUACUGACUGUAUAGCACACCAUCCUUACCUGGCUUCUACUGACUUGACUAAAUAACUUUUUCCAGUUCCCAGUAAGUGCACAUUCCUCAACCUACCUGCAGCUUUCAUCCCAUCCUCUGUUAUCAUGGCAGAUAAUCAGGGUGAGGACCAUUUCUCCAGUUAUCAGGAAGCCAUGUCUCAGGGUACCUUCCUGUAUGAAGACUUCCCUCAAUCCCCAGCCAGCAGUGGACCUCUCAGGAGAAACAGGCAAAACAGGAUGAGAAUCCAGCCUCUGUCCUUCAAGGAGAUCCAGGAAGUUGCAGAGGAGGGGUUGUCCCCCAAUGAGGAGGAGAAGGCUAGGAGGUCCUUCUUACAGUCUCUGGAGGCUUUAAGAAGAGGCUCUCACCAUCUCUACCUCCAGAAGGACAAGGAUGUGAGCAGCUACAGGCCCAGCCUGGACUAACUCAGAUACUAUGUGCUAUCUCCAACUUGGGACAUGGAGAACCUGAAUGUGCCCAGUCACAUAAAGACUUUCUUAAAAAGAGACAUUUCAAUCACUUCAAAACAGAUACAAUGGAUCUACCCAGUGUAGGAGCCUUUUCAUUUGUGUCUGUGAUCCCAGAACUAUCUCUAAAUAUCUUUACAUGGUCCCUUAUUAUUGUUUUUAUAGAAUGUGUUUCAAGUUCUCGUCAUCUUUUGACUAGGAGUCUUUAAUAGGGCAUACCGUCACUUAAGAUCUACAAAUGGACUUUUAUCGGACUAACUUUAUCAUUUGUUUUAUUUCAUUAAGUGUUCUUCAGUUUAAGUACUAUGUACAUGUCAUGUUUUGUGUUGUGUGUGUUUUUUUAGAAUUGGAUACAUUUAUGCUUAUUUUUGUACAAAAUAUUUUUUUAAUAAUAUUUAAUCAUAUUUGUGUGACAUACACAGAAAAUGUACAAAUAAACCUAUGUAU